AAUCGAUAGUUUCAUAACAUGUAGCAUUCCAUGGAAUCUCUACGAUCCAUCGACGUACAUAUUGUGGUAACAAUACAAACUGCACCGAGAUAUGGUAUCGGUGGUAUGUGACAAGACAUAUAUUUUGAUCGUAACGGUCAUACCUACAUAAAAUAUAUCAAAUAUUGUAUCAAAAUGGCGGAUAAGAAGAAAGGGGCAAAAAAGGAAGAGAAGGGCUCUGAGACGAGCGCGUUUAUGAAAGAUUUCCUCGCGGGUGGAAUAUCAGCCGCGGUGUCAAAGACUGCUGUGGCGCCGAUCGAGCGAGUCAAGCUAAUUCUGCAGGUUCAGCAUGUGUCCAAACAGAUUGCAGAAGAUAAACGAUACAAAGGUAUUGUGGAUGCGUUCAUCCGCAUACCAAAGGAGCAAGGUAUCGGCUCACUCUGGCGAGGGAAUCUGGCCAACGUAAUUCGCUAUUUUCCGACACAAGCCCUCAACUUUGCCUUCAAAGACGUGUAUAAAUCAAUAUUUUGAGGGGUGAAUAAGAACACUCAAUUCUGGACGUACUUUGCCGGUAACUUGGCAUCGGGAGGAGCAGCCGGCGCCACUUCUUUGUGCUUUGUAUAUCCAUUGGAUUUUGCACGAACCAGGUUAGCCGCGGAUGUCGGGAAAGGCAAGGAGAAGCUGUACAGUGGUUUGAUGGACUGCUUGUUUAAGACAAUAAAGUCGGACGGGCCCAUCGGUCUAUACCGCGGGUUCAUAGUGUCCGUGCAGGGCAUCGUCAUCUACCGCGCGACCUAUUUCGGCUUUUACGAUACAGCCCGCGGCAUGCUACCGGAUCCUAAGAACACGUCCCUGUUUAUUACUUGGUUGAUUGCGCAGACGGUGACGACAGUGGCUGGUAUCGCGUCGUAUCCCCUGGACACAGUGCGGCGGCGAAUGAUGAUGCAAUCGGGCUUGCCGGCCAAUGAGCGCCUGUACAAGAACACGGCUCACUGCUGGGUCAAGAUCCUUAAGGAUGAAGGCGCCGGUGCUUUCUUCAAAGGCGCCUUCUCGAACGUUCUCCGAGGUACAGGAGGCGCAUUUGUCCUCGUCCUUACGACGAAAUUAAAAAGUCCUGUAAUGCGAGUGAUGUUACAAUAGAUGACGUGAUUAUUCGCAACGGUUCAUGCGUCGGGUGAUCUGGAAAAUUUCAUAGCGUGUUAUUGUUUUCCGUUUACAUAUUUGUAAGGUUACAUUGUAGUGGUUUUGUUACGUUUAGUUGUAAUACAUUUUCCAUUUGCA
This is a messenger RNA of Manduca sexta (tobacco hornworm), 1260 nucleotides long. RefSeq names its product ADP,ATP carrier protein 1. Gene Ontology annotation, biological process: mitochondrial ATP transmembrane transport; mitochondrial ADP transmembrane transport. Lineage: Eukaryota; Metazoa; Arthropoda; Insecta; Lepidoptera; Sphingidae. The record is from RefSeq and is a predicted model, not a curated record. Gene Ontology annotation, molecular function: ATP:ADP antiporter activity. Gene Ontology annotation, cellular component: mitochondrial inner membrane.